This is a messenger RNA of Striga hermonthica, 321 nucleotides long. The record is from the annotation of a GenBank genome assembly. NCBI's taxonomy places the organism in Eukaryota, Viridiplantae, Streptophyta, Magnoliopsida, Lamiales, Orobanchaceae.
AUGUCGGGUGUAUGGGUUUUCAAGAAUAACGGUGUGAUGCAACUUGUCGAGAAUUCGACGACUGAGCAUGCCGCGAAAAAGAAGGUUCUUAUACACUUGCCGACUGGUCAGGCUGUCUCGUCAUAUUCUUGUCUGGAGCAAAUCUUGAAGGGUUUAGGGUGGGAAAGGUAUCGUGGUGGCGACCCUGAUCUUCUCCAAUUCCACAAACGUUCAUCGAUCGAUCUAAUUUCUUUGCCCAAAGACUUUGCCAAGUUCAACUCUAUCUACAUGUACGAUAUUGUCGUCAAGAAUCCGAAUAUCUUCCAUGUGCGCGAGAUGUAG